CAAACACCUUAAUUCCUCUCACUUCCCAGUUCCCACCAUCACCACCUGGUCAUCCUAACCAUCAUCAUCAUAAGUAAUUAAAUUAAUCAUAUUCAGUAACCCAAUAACAGAGAUUGGACCAAAGCUUAAAACUUUGAGUGCAACUCUAGAAUGUCUAAUUGCAUCCCAGUUCUGCUCAUUUCUCUCUUGUUUCUGUUACUCAACUCCGCUCUGGCCGAUCCACGAGCGACAGAGGCGGCUCUGAUAUGUACAAACGACACCGCUUUGGUGGCACAGAGACAGUCCUUCAUAGCCAACUUCCUGGCAGCCCUGGACACGCUGACCCGUCUCAUUUCCCGCCAAAAGUACGCUGCCGUCGUCAACGGCACCGGAAACACCACCGUAUACGCUUUCGGCGAGUGCAUGAGAGAUCUUUCUCAAACAGACUGCAACCUCUGCUUUGCUCAGUGCAAGACACAGAUUCUGAGGUGCCUGCCGUUUCAGAAGGCCACUCGUGGGGGUAGGCUUUUCUACGACGGGUGUUAUCUCCGGUACGACGACUUCAAUUUCUUUAAUCAGAGUUUGAGCGCCCAAGACACGAGUGUCUGUGGGGUUAACAAUUUUGGUGGGAAUCAAACGGUUUUUAAAGCUAAUGCAUUGGAAUUGGUGAAGAAUUUGAGCGUGGAAGCUGCCAAGAAUGAUGGGUUUUUUGUUGGGUCUGUGAAUCGGCGGAAUGUAACGGUUUAUGGGUUGGCUCAGUGUUGGGAAUUGCUGAAUGGCUCUGCUUGUGAGAAGUGUUUGAGUGACACAGUCACUAGAAUCGGGUCCUGCCCUCCGAAACAAGAAGGGAGGGUCUUGAAUGCUGGCUGUUACUUGAGGUAUUCCACCCAGAAGUUUUAUAACAACAAUACGGUGACGGAUGGAGGAGGAAAUGGAGGACACAAUCACUUGGCUAUAAUUUUGGCUAUAACAUCUGCUGCAUUUGCUCUUGUGCUGGCUAUUUCCGCCUUUGCUUUCUGGGGAAGGAAGAAGUUUCUGAAGAAAGGGAAAGAGAAAAAGCAUCUAGGUGCUCUGUUUUCCAUUGUGAACAAGUCCCAACUCAAUUAUUCAUAUGAAGUUCUUGAAAAUGCCACCAAUUACUUCCAUGAUUCUAACAAGCUUGGACAAGGAGGAUCUGGUUCAGUUUACAAAGGAGUUUUGUCAGAUGGAAAGGUUGUUGCCAUAAAGAGGUUAUUCUUCAAUACAAGACAAUGGGUGGAUCAUUUCUUCAAUGAAGUCAAUUUGAUCAGUGGAAUCCAUCACAAAAAUCUUGUAAAGCUAUUGGGAUGCAGUAUUACUGGCCCUGAAAGCCUUCUUGUUUAUGAGUAUGUUCCAAAUCAAAGCCUUCAUGACUAUUUUAGUGUGAAAAAUAAUCUUGAGCCACUAAGGUGGGAGUUGAGAUAUAAGAUCAUAUUGGGGACAGCUGAGGGCUUGGCCUAUCUUCAUGAAGAAUCAAAAGUGAGAAUUAUUCAUAGGGAUAUAAAGUUAAGCAACAUUCUGCUGGAUGAGAACUUCAUGCCGAAGAUUGCCGAUUUUGGACUUGCUAGGUUGUUUCCUGAAGAUAAAACUCACAUUAGCACUGCCAUUGCCGGUACAUUAGGUUAUAUGGCUCCUGAGUAUGUCACUCGUGGCAAGUUGACGGAGAAGGCAGACGUUUACAGUUUUGGAGUUCUUGUCAUUGAAAUCAUAUCCGGAAAGAGGAUCAAUAGCUUUGCAUCAAAUUCUGUUUCUAUCCUACAGACGGUUUGGGACUUGUAUGGAACGGGUCAGCUAUGUAAUGCAGUUGAUCCAGUUCUAGAGGGUCAGUUCAUAAAUAGUGAAGCAUCUCAAUUACUUCAAGUUGGACUACUUUGUGUUCAAGCCUCUGCAGAGCUGCGACCAUCAAUGUCAUUUGUAGUGAAAAUGCUCACUGAUCAGAAUCUUGAAAUUCCUCAGCCGACACAGCCACCAUUUCUCAAUUCUGGGAGUGCAGAAUACAGCAGGCAUAAUAUUCCUUCUGGGACUUCCAAUUCACAGCCCGAGUCUCACACACAUUCUUCAAGGAAUAGUAUGACCCAAAGCUGGAUUGAGCCUAGAUGAGCUACCUCACAAGACCUACACCAAACCAUCGGUUCUGAAUUAAAUCUCCACCAACAUUUUGGGAAGAGCUGGUUCAAGCAAUGGACUAGCUGAAACAAUCCCCAUUGAACCAUUGAUAUCAGAUGAUGAUCGAUUCAACCCUGCAGCUUGCGAGUCUGCUAAAUUCUGAAUUAAAAUCAAAUGUACACAGUAUUUUUGUUGUCACAACAUCGGCAGAGCAGAAAGGAAUGCCAAAAUCAUGUAUACUACAUGUAAAUAUGUUUUACUAUUUCUCGGGGUAAAUGUUCUUGUA
Messenger RNA from Rosa rugosa (rugosa rose), 2389 nucleotides. RefSeq names its product cysteine-rich receptor-like protein kinase 3. Bases 151 to 2097 code for a protein of 648 amino acids. NCBI's taxonomy places the organism in Eukaryota, Viridiplantae, Streptophyta, Magnoliopsida, Rosales, Rosaceae. Gene Ontology annotation, molecular function: ATP binding; protein kinase activity. The record is from RefSeq and is a predicted model, not a curated record. Gene Ontology annotation, biological process: protein phosphorylation. The transcript has 7 exons.